This is a messenger RNA of Microbotryum saponariae, 909 nucleotides long. The record is from the annotation of a GenBank genome assembly. Lineage: Eukaryota; Fungi; Basidiomycota; Microbotryomycetes; Microbotryales; Microbotryaceae.
AUGCUAUCACGCUCGUCCGCAACUCGACGAAUCAACGAUUGCCGCACACGACCUACCUCUACGACAGGGCCAGCGAUUGCUUACGCUCACCUCUGUGUCCCACGCAUUCGAAGCUCGUUGUCGACCCCUACUCCUCGCGACGCUGGCCGUGCUCGAAUCGCAUCUCGACUUCUCCUGCUCGCUUCAACGACCGUCUCCGCGCACUUGCCGCUCGUCAUCGACGUCUCCUGCUCGCCUCGUCGACAGUCUCUACGACGAUAUUACCGCAACAAUUCCUCUCCACCGGUUCCUUGCGUUAUCGUCGCUCGCACCGGUGGUUUCCGCUACGAGCCUGCCGUGCCCGAGUCGCACUUCCGCUCUUCAUCGACGUCUCCUGCUCGCCUCGUUGACGUUCUUUGCGAGGACCUUACCACAACAAUGGAGCAAAAAUACGGCAUCAAGCGACUUGGCCCAGCCCAGUACAUCUUGGGGAUCCAGAUCAAACGACAGACUGACAAGUCCAUCAUCCUGUCGCAGGAGGCGUACGUCGCGAGCAUCCUCCGCAGGUUUGGCAUGUCAGACAGCAGCCCCGCCUCCACGCCCAUGGCCCCGAACCGCCAGCUCGAACAUUCGCUCGCGGAACCAUCCAAAACUGCUCGGACACGCUACAUGCAGGCCAUUGGAUGCCUCCUGUACGCCGCCACCGGUACUCGCCCGAACAUUUCCUACGCUGUUGGAUACCUUGCACGCUUCUCUGCCAGUCCCACACCCAAACACUGGACCGCCAACAAGACCGUCUUUUGGUACUUACGCGGAACUGCAUGUCUUGGCCUGCACUACAGCUCUGAGCAAGGCAAGUUCUCAGAUUUCACCGGUAACUCUGACGCAGACUGGGGAACCUGCACCACAUUGUCACGAUCAACCUGUUGA